Chironomus riparius is the source of this 920-nucleotide messenger RNA. Lineage: Eukaryota; Metazoa; Arthropoda; Insecta; Diptera; Chironomidae. The record is from the annotation of a GenBank genome assembly.
AGAACUCAAAAGUUAAUUAAAAUUCAAAAUGAAUAUGAACACAGCUCUAAAAUUAGAAAGAACUUUGGCAGUAAUCAAGCCUCAUGCUUUUCAUCAUUAUUCAUCAAUUCUUCGUCAAAUUCUUCUUUCAGGAUUUCAAAUUCUUCAGGAGCGCUGUAUUAAAUUGAGUGCCGAGCAAGCAGAAAAUUUCUUCAAAUAUCAGAGGCAGAAUGAAAAGAAAAGCAGAGAGGAAAUCUCAAUGGAAAUCAUGGAAUUAAGUUCUAGUCCACUUAUUGCUCUCUGCUUGGCAAAGGAAAAUGCAAUAACAUCAUUGAUAGAUCUCAUGGGACCAGAAGAUUGUUCAGUAGCACGAGAUAAGGCGCCCACGAGCUUACGCGCAUUGUAUGGUGAUGACAAUGGUAAUGUAAUGAAAAAUGCCAUACACGGAUCAAAAUGUGCAAUUGAUGCUCAACAUGAAUUACAUUUCUUCUUCUCGAAUAUGCUUCCUGAAACCAUUUCUUGUGAUGUUGUUGCUAUUCAGGAUUAUCUGAGUCAGAAAAUUAUUCAUCCGUUAACUGAUGCAUUGUAUGAACUAUUGAAAAUCAAGCCAGUUGAACCAUUGGAAUGGAUUGCAAAAUAUAUACUUGAUCACAAUACUAAUCAACCAUUGAUGUAUUCUGGAUGUACAGAUAUUUUCAACCUGAUUGAUGAAUUACGAAUGGAUGAGCAGAAUCAAGCACAAUACGAAGAAAUGAAUUUGAAAAAAUUAAACUGUGGAUGCUCAACGGCAUCAACAAGCAGUUUAUCUUCGUCGUGAUUGAAUUUUAUUGUUUGUAAUCGAUUUCCUAGUAAAAUUUCCAGUUAAGUUCUGUUUAACAUUGUUUCUCACUUCCAGAUAGCAAAAAAUAAAUUGAAAAUUGGAAAAUAUUUGGCUCAAACAG